CCGCGGGGGUAGGGGGCGGGGAGGAGGGUCGGCUGCUGCAGCGCCCGGCGCCCGCUCUGCUCCCGGCAGCCGAGGGCGCGGCGAGGCGAGGAGAGGAGGUCGCCCGGCGCUCGAGGUGGACAAACUUUCCAGCUGCUUCUCGUCGCCGCUGCCUGGGAGGGGGAGUGUCUGCCCGCCGCCCGCCCGCUUAUAAGGAGCUGCGAAGUCCAAAUGUCACAGAGCCGGGAGGCUGCGGCUCCUCCAGGGCUUCCUCCCGCGGCAGCCCAGCGGGCUCUACAGGAAACAAUCUGCUGCCAAACUUCAGUAUAUCAUUUCAGAAAGAGCCAGGUUGAAUUGCUUCUCUCCGUGUCUGUUUCUGUACAGGAAUGCAGCCACAUGCUGUCAGUAGCCCAGGCCAGAAGCUGGGGAGUGCUAAAUCAUGCCUUCCUGCUCAGCUGGAGCAAACGGCUUGGGCCAAGGCUAGCCUGCCCACCCUGCGAAGAUGAUAUAGUAACAGAUCUCUGGGAAGGAGUGAGAUUGGCUUCAAAGAUCUAUUAACUGACCAGAGAAAACACAAAAUGGACAAUUUCUGAAGAUUUAGUUAGAAGGCAAAAAUUAACUUUAAAACAUAAAUUGGACUUCAAGGAGUAAGAUAUUUUAAAAAGCAUCAGAAAAUUGGAAAUUCCUUGGUUCGGCCAAAAGUCUCAGGAGAAUGGAUAGCAUUGAGACAGCAAAGCUUGAAGAACACAUGGAAGGUCAGAACAAUGAGACCUCAAAUGGCUAUGCUCGACCUACCCUAUCUGUCAGCGAAGAGAGCAAAAACGGCAAUAGCAAACCAAAGGGUUUGUCCAAUGGAUUGCGGAAAAGCACAAAGAAGUAUCCAGACUAUAUUCAAAUUUCUAUGCCUGCUGAAUCUAGGAACAAAUUUCCCUUGGAAUGGUGGAAAACAGGCAUCGCCUUUGUGUAUGCUCUCUUCAACUUAAUUCUAACGACUGUCAUGAUCACCGUAGUUCAUGAGAGGGUACCUCCCAAGGAGCUCAGCCCUCCCUUGCCUGAUAAGUUUUUUGAUUAUAUUGAUCGCGUGAAUUGGGCUUUUUCUGUAUCAGAAAUAAAUGGAAUGAUACUAGUUGGAUUAUGGAUAAUCCAGUGGCUGUUUCUUCGAUACAAGUCAAUAGUGGGACGCAGGUUCUUUUUUAUAAUAGGAACAUUGUACCUGUACCGUUGUAUUACCAUGUACGUUACCACCCUACCUGUGCCUGGGAUGCAUUUUCAAUGUGCUCCAAAGUUGAAUGGAGAUUCUCAAGCUAAGGUGCAGAGGAUCCUGCGACUGAUUUCUGGUGGUGGUCUGUCCAUUACAGGAUCACACAUCCUAUGUGGAGAUUUUCUUUUUAGUGGUCACACUGUAGUGCUAACACUCACCUACCUAUUUAUCAAGGAAUAUUCACCUCGUCAUUUCUGGUGGUAUCAUUUAAUCUGCUGGUUAAUGAGUGCUGCUGGAAUAAUCUGUAUCCUUGUUGCACAUGAACACUACACUGUGGAUGUCAUCAUUGCUUAUUAUAUCACCACCCGGCUCUUCUGGUGGUACCACUCAAUGGCCAAUGAAAAGAACUUGAAGGUGUCUUCCCAAACAAAUUUUCUCUCUCGAGCAUGGUGGUAUCCAAUAUUUUAUUUCUUUGAGAAGAAUGUACAAGGUUCAGUUCCAUGCUGCUUCUCCUGGCCAAUAUCUUGGCCUCCCAGCUGUUUCAAAUCUUCAUGCAAAAAAUAUUCUCGGGUUCAGAAGACGGGAGAAGACAAUGAAAAAUCCACUUGAAGAAAGGAAAGAAAUCAACUGCUCUUCUUUUUACCAAAACAUUAAUGCUAUAACCAAAGUUCUUUGAGGACUGUAUUGUUACGCAAGUGGACCAAAUUUUUGUGCAGUUGAUUGGAAAAACACCUUGUAGACAAAAAUGUCACCCCUUGGUAUAUUUUCUAGUCAUCACAUUGUACAGGCCUGUUCCACUCUUCAGUGCUGGUGUGCACCACUGUUAGGAUUUUUACCUGAGAAAGAAAAGAAGGAGGACUUUGCUUUAUUAAUGAGAUUAAGCGGUGCCAAAGAAUACAUCACGCUCUUCAUUAUUAAUUAUCACUCAUCCACAAAAGCACCCAAACAAAAUCUCUUCAGAGUUCUGGAGUUUAAGGGCAGAAGAAUACUAAAAAUUUAAAUGCACAAUGUCUAUAUAGAAAAAUAUAAAGAAUAACAUAAUGGUGGGAAGUGGUUUAUUGCAUUGUUUUUGCAAAUGAAGGUUAAACCUCCUGAUAAAACAACUGAAGCUGGAAGUGAACCUUGCCAUUUUUACACUAUACUGGGUAUGAAUGUAUUAUGACCCUGAAAUACUACCAACUCCUAUGUAUCCUAUACUACUCUAAACCAUAUUUUUUACACUUUUUUUAUUAGUAAUUUUAUAAAAGUUAAAAAAAAAAAAAAAAAACUGUUGUGCUACUUGAUGACAUUGUGAAAUAGAAAUAAUAGCUGCUAACAUCAUCAGCUCUACAACCUUGGAGAUAUUUUAUUUUUAAAAUUAUAACAAAUAAGAAAAUCAUUUCAAAGUCUAAACCUUUAACGGUGAGAUAAUGUCAGUCUGUAUGUAUUAUGUAUAUAUAGCUAUAUAGCACAUAUACCUAUAUAUACACGUACUUCUGUGUAUUUACACACACAUACAUUAACCAAUAGUAUAUAACUGAAAAGAAAGCUAUUUAUAAUGUGUUUCAAGCAAAAUUUACGCUGUGUUGGUUUUUUUGUUUUGUUUCUUUUUUAUUCAUUCACUUACUUGAGGACUGUAAAGUCAAGUCUCAAAUAGGGAAUGCUUAAAAUAAAAAUAAAAUUAAUUUUAGUUAGUGUUUCAUGCUGAAACUAUGUAGCAUUGUGCUUGACAGCCUCAUGUUAUACAUUGAGAAUAUUAUUAUUUAUGCUUGGCACAAACCUCAGUCUCAUAAACAAGUGUCCAGGCAAAUACCCUAAAACAGUAGCAUUUCUUUGACUAUACCUAACAUCUAUUAUUAAAUGGUGCUGUCAUAUGACUGACUUGCUAAUUCCUUUCUACCAGUGCUGCUUUGUCCAGCCACAGGGUCUACACAAGUAUGUUGGUUAAGAAAUGGGAAAUCACUGCUUCCUUAGAAGCAUGUGCAACGUGCAGAUCAGCAGUUACUAUGGUUCACAUUGUUUUGUUGUAUUUGAUAUUGUUCUUUAGGAAACCAAGUGGAUAAUUAGCACCACAGUGUUUAAGAGUUAAUAAUUUGUUCUGUAUUCAUUUCCUCAGUUAUGCUAGUAUUUUACUUCCAAACCUUCAGUAAAAGCUGACAGUGGAGGGAAUAUCCAUAUUAAUAGUUGGUUUAACCUUUAACAUAAUUGAAAUACAAACUCUUUUAAGAAUGCCUUGAAAAGCUUUGAAUGACAAGUGUGAACACUGAAAAAAGAAAUUAAAUAAUGACAACCUCAGUUUUAAAACUUCUAGUUAAAAAGUUGCUAUAAAUAAAAUGCAAUUUAGAGUACUUGGAUCUGAUCUCUUUUUCAGAGGGCCAAUAACUAUAAAAAUGUACACGAGAGAAAUGAUUUUUACCUUGCAUUUCAGAUUAUUUAAUAAUGCACAAAAGUGUAAUAGUUUUUUCCUUACAGGGCAUCCUGAUAAAAUAUAGUUAAAUAAGUAACACUAACCUUGUUCUCUUUUUAACUGUUUUGUCAUAUUUCACUAGAAAUAUUAUGCACCAUAUUUGGGACUCUUUUAUGUUAUGCAGAUAGACACAUUAAUCUCAGAGUUUUUUGUUUCUGGCAGAACUCUUGCCUCAAGUAGAUAACUCUUACACUGUGAAAGCAGUAUUUCUUCAGUUUUGAGCUGCAUAGUCUUAGUGAACAGUAUAGGGUUGGUCCUUUACAGAAUAAAAAGUUCUGUGGUUUUUCUAUUUUCUUAAACCAUUAUGUCUUUGAAGUAACAGACUUCUGUGCUGUAGCUAAAUCAGCCAAGUCAUGUUUAAUUAUUUUUGUUUGUACCACUCCCAUUGCCUUUGGAGGGAAAUGUAAUGUAUCUCUUUAGUAGUAAAUCUGCUUCAGGAUGAGUGCUGUGAAAGAUGUUAUUGGAGCAUUCUAAGCAGCAUCAAAAACUAUGGUUUUCAUCUGGUAACCUGUUAAAUUACUGAAUAAUAAAUUGCCUACAUAGAUCACGAAAGAGUUCCAAUGAGAGAUUCCAAUGAGAUGCUUAGAAAGCUAAUGACUUGCCUGCAACUUCUCUGUUCAAAAAACAGUAUACUUCUGAAUUUAUGAAAUAACUUGCCUUUUUCUGAAAACAAAAUUAGGUAAAUGAUAGUAUUUUCUAAGAUUUCUUAUACUUUUGACAAUAGGAUCUUUCCUUUUGACCUUGUAACUCAAUAGAAAAUAAUAAUCAGUUAUUGAAUAAAGUUUGCUUGAAUUCCCUUUUUGUUUAAACAAAGACGACUUAAAAAUGAGUCUGUAGCUCAAUAAAUUGAAUAAAUUCUAAUUUUGGCACAAUUCUCUUAAUGCUUAAAUUUUCUCCAUUCUUAACUUGAUAAAAGCAGAGGGCUUUUUAGCUUUUAAAUAAUAGUGACCUUUUCCCAUUAUCUCUCCAUAACUUUAAAGUAUGGGAAAUGAACAAAAAAGGGAGUGGGGAUUUACCUCAUGUCACCUGUUUUGUCGUAACUUUUUUCAUGUGCUUGUCCUUACCCUAUGGUAAAUGGAAGCUUAAACACAGUAGUUUUACUACUCAGUGAAAUAGGGCUAAGUUUAUUAUAGUUUAGCACAGUGGUGCCUGGCUCAACCCUGUGGGCCAAAUAUGUGAUGCAGGGCUGGAUCCAUGUGGUCAGUCCAUGAGUGUGAUCUGGUACAUUGGCCCAGCCCUGUGAGCUGGACCCAGCCGUGGAGUUACUCUGCACCAGAGCCUGGCCCCACGGUCUGGAUCUAGCCACCACCCAACCCGAGAUGCCAGCGUAGUCUGGUGCGUUAAGGUGCUGUCAUUCAGACUGCAUGGCUCCCUCCUCGUCUGGAAAUUUGGCAGCAGGGGAGUAGUAGCAACGUGAAUUUCUGUGGCUUUCCAAAACUGCUGCAACCAUUCCCCCACUGCCAAAUUUUUAGACCCGUGGGAAGCCUGGAUUCAGCGUGCGGGCCAGAGAUUGAACCAUACUAGUUUAGCACAUAAACAAUUACAGCAGAAAUAAUUUGCACUAAUUUGUUUGUUCCUGCCCUUUUGUUUCUUACUAGUGUAAACUAAAUAUCUUUUAUCCUUUUACUUUAAAAAAAAAAAAAAAAAAAGUACGUAUCUCAUUCAGGAACAUCUGGAGCUUAAAUAUGUUCAAGAACAGUAUACUGUGCCUUAUACUUUCACAUUACCCAUUUCUGUAUGUCCACUGUAAACACUCAAAGCACACAUAGGCCACUGCUAGCUUAUGUAUAUAAAAAGAAAAAGCGUAAGAAUUUCCAGUAAUUAUGAUAAAUUACUGAAUUACAAAGCAACUCCAAUACAAACAUUCAAGCUGGAAAGUAGGUGAAUAAAAGAAUAAAAUCAAAAAGGAAGACACUAACUUGGAAUUUGUUCAAAUGCAACUUCACAGUUCUGGGCAUUGCCUUUUAUUCAGGUUGCCAUUUCACAUACAUAUCAUUCAAUUAAAGUUUUCUGUGAUUUUAUUUGAUUGCUGUCUAUAGUAACACCUGUGUCCCUUGCCAGAUGCCCAUAAGCAGAGCCGCUCAAUUUAGGGUUUGUAAGACUUCUGAAGUCCAUCCCUGGAACCUCAGUGUGUGUACCUGCUGUACCAGUAAAGUCAUAGUUACUGCUGAAUGCUUGAUUGGCAGGUCUGAAAACAGGUGUUUAAGCUACCUGCCUUAUUGGAGUUACAAGUCUGACUUGAGCAUUCAUAUUAAAAGAACAUUGGCCAUGGUGAUUAGUUACUAAGUUUAAUUUAUCAGGAUCAUGGGGUAGAUGGCAUGCAACAUAUCUGUCAGAUAAAGCAGCUAAGUCAAGUUUUGAAUACAACUGUGGGUUUUUACCUCCAUUAUAUGUACUUAGUGCUCCCCUGUGGAGAUAAAGGAUAUGUGUCUAGCAUCACUCAACUCACAAAAGGAAUAUUGACAAAAGGAACUAUAAAGGGUUAGACUGCCAGUUCAAGAAAAAUAAAAUCAAACCACGUUUUCCUAAUACUAGAACCAAUUCCCCUACCCCCAUACAGCCCCAUUGCUUCUUAAGACAAACAAAAGAAAGUGGAUAACUUGACAAUGGGUUUUUGUUCAUUUUGACACUGCUGCAUUACUGUCUUUUGGUAAGAAUCCACAAAUAAAAAUGUUCUUGUGAUAUUGACAGCACACAAAGGAAAAUCCUUUUUUCAUGAGAUUUGCAAUCAUGAUGUCAAUGCUUUUUGACAAACCUUGAAUUCAGUCAGUCCUACAAACUUUCGAGUUUCACCAGUCACUAGCGAUUUCAUGGCCAGAUAACACAUCUCACUUGUUAAAUCAUUAUGAUAACAGCAAAGGUUUAUUUCUGUUAGAUUUGAAAUAUGCUCUAGGGCUUUAGGAUCUGAUUUCUCAUCUACAACUCAAAGGGGCUGAAUCAGGCCCAUAAAGAGAGGCCUCAAUAUGCAGGUUUCAGUUCUGCCCCAGGCUCACUCAUUGACUCGUGCUCAUUUAGAGAAGUCACUUUUGUUCUCUGGGACUAAUUUAUCAGUUCCACUGAGCAUCAAGUUGCAGUGGUCUUUCCCAGGAAUAGACUCAAUGGGCACAUCAACACGUGCAAUUAAUGCAAAGCAAUACGCUAGUAUCAGCUGGAGGUCAUUGCUCCUGAGUGCCAUGUUUACAUGUGCACUUUGGACUGCAUCAUGUUGAGCUGGAGAGUCAACCUGCCAGACUGGAGCUGCUCCAACCUGGCUUAACAUGCUGCAGAGAGGCUGACUGGGGCAUGAGGGUACUCAAGAACAGGGCUUGCCAGCAGCUAGUCCCUGUACUGAAGCACCCUCAUGCCCAAACCAGCCCCACAUGUGCAUUGCUUCAGAGUAAAUAACUCUGCCAUAGGAUAGUACUUGUAUUUACAAGUACUAACCUACCUUGGAGUUAAUUAGUUUACUGGUGCCUAAUAGAGCUGCAGUGUAGAUAUGGACACUUUACUACAGAGCUAAUUAGCCAGCUGUGCAGUAAUUGUCUCGUGUAGACACUCCCAGUGUAUAUGAAAAUUUAAUCUUUCCUCACAUCAGUUUGAUGGCUUAAAAAGACUGUUUCUCUGUCUCUCAGUACUAUUGUGUAGUUGUACUAUAUACAAACUACUUCUUAAAUCAUUGGAUAAGUGCUGCAGAAGUGCAAAAUACUUUCUUGAACUAGGAGUUUGACAAUGUAGUUUAAAUAAACGAAUGAAAUAUGUUUUGAGUUCUAGUUCUGCAUUAAGCACAGCAAGAGACAGUCCACAUUUCAACCGUAAGGUGUUCUUUUUGUAGUGGCUGAAUCUGACAGUCAUUCAAAUCAAUGUUGCAGUUGAAGUACAUGCAAGAAUAAUUUCCCAACAUAAUAUAUUAAUGUCAUUUUAUUGUUAUGCAUUAGAGGCCAGUGAUAUGGAUAUUGCAAAGCUGUGUUGUGGAAUUCUAUUCAUAACAAACAUUGGGAACCAAGUCAAAGUUAUCCAGUUGAGUAUCUCAUGCAAACAUAUACUUAAAUUAGCAUGUAUAGCCUGUGAGCUUUACUUUACUUAGCAAUAUACUGUAUAUUAGAAUUAAAUCUAGGAAGGAAGAGGGAAACUUGAAGCUAGUAUAUGAAGAUUCAAGAAGCCAUAAACACUAUAUUUGCCAAGUUGGAAGGUAAAACUAUUACAUAGGAACAUUUAUUUAAUGCUUCAGGAUAUGGAGAUGCAUUGCAGAACAUGUAUUAAUGGUUAAAAAUUAGCCAGUUAAAUUGUCUUCGAAAUAUAUUCUUUCAAUGCAAGUGCCUUAUUUUAUAGUCCAGUUUUAUGUCUCUUCCUGUACAUUGUGAAAUAUGUUGAUUUCCUUCGAUUACUUCCACUAUAAGAAAAUGUGUAUCAGGUAUAUGUUACUCUAAGGACGUGUUAUUAGGAUAUGUUUGCAGAUUUUAAUCAAAACUCUCUCUUUCAGACACUUGCUAUAACUUUCAAAUUGUCAUUAAAAGUAUCACACAACCUGUACUAAUGCAUAUAAGGGUGCAUUAGCACUUCUGCUAGUAAGCUCCUGUUUCCAUGGAUUUAAUUAUUUGAUUGUGAAAUACCACACCAUGCUGAAAUGUAGCACAUGAGUUUUGGGCCAAGGUCAAAUAUUUUGACAAAUGUUGGCAAAAAGUUCUGCUUUAAAAUUAGUUUGUAUUACAAUAGAUGGGUAUUAGUCUUUUCAAACGAAUUCCUCAAACUGCAUUACUUUUUAAGGUGGAAUGUUGAAGCUAAUAGUUUCUAAUGUAGUUUUGUUUAGUGCCUUUGAGUGUUUGUUUUUCUUUGGGGUGGACGCUGGUGAUGAAGAAUCACUAUGUUUAAUUUGCUUUCAGUGGGAACAUUUUUAAUCUAAAUGAAUAAUAUAAAGGCUUUUAUAGAAAUA
This is a messenger RNA of Alligator mississippiensis (American alligator), 8535 nucleotides long. RefSeq names its product sphingomyelin synthase 2 (gene SGMS2). Gene Ontology annotation, biological process: sphingomyelin biosynthetic process; ceramide biosynthetic process. Gene Ontology annotation, cellular component: Golgi membrane; endoplasmic reticulum membrane. Bases 692 to 1789 code for a protein of 365 amino acids. The transcript has 8 exons. The record is from RefSeq and is a predicted model, not a curated record. NCBI's taxonomy places the organism in Eukaryota, Metazoa, Chordata, Crocodylia, Alligatoridae. Gene Ontology annotation, molecular function: ceramide cholinephosphotransferase activity; sphingomyelin synthase activity.